Messenger RNA from Engraulis encrasicolus (European anchovy), 3243 nucleotides. RefSeq names its product kinesin family member 2a (gene kif2a). The coding region runs from base 121 to 2268 and encodes 715 amino acids. The record is from RefSeq and is a predicted model, not a curated record. Gene Ontology annotation, molecular function: microtubule binding; ATP binding; microtubule motor activity. Gene Ontology annotation, biological process: microtubule-based movement. Lineage: Eukaryota; Metazoa; Chordata; Actinopteri; Clupeiformes; Engraulidae. The transcript is spliced from 20 exons.
AGCACCUCUCCCUCCCCUGUAAUAUUCUCCCGGCUUUCAACAAGGCGGAACAGAUGAGAGAAAUUCAAAUAUAAACAGUCUUGUACAUACGGAUAUAUGCAUAUUUUCCAUCUUUAAACUAUGGCGGCCACUUUCGGCAGAAUUACCGUCGGCAUUUACGUGGAAAUUAAAAGGAGUGAUGGACGAAUACACCAAGCCAUGGUGACCUCCCUAAACGAGGAGAACGACAGUGUCACCGUGGAGUGGAUCGAGAACGGCGACACCAAAGGGAAAGAGAUUGACCUGGAGAGCAUCUUCUCCCUGAACCCCGACGUGGCCCCCGAGGAGGAGGUCAUCCUGAGCCCUGUGACCCCUCCGCCCCCCACACCCAGUGCCACCAAGGUCAACAAGAUACCAAAGAAUCGACGAACCAUCGCACCUGUAAGAAAUGAAGCACCGUCCAGAGACAACAGAGUGGGCUCCACCCGAGCCAGAACCACCCAGCAGCAGCAGCAGCAGCAGCAACCGCAGUACCAGCAGCCUGAGCCUGCACCACCUCCCCCCGCCCCACAGCCAGCCCAGCCCACCCAGAACCAGACCGCCCAGCAGCUGGCCAACGCGAGGAGGAAGUCCAACUGCGUGAAGGAAGUGGAGAAGCUGCAGGAGAAGAGAGAGAGGAGGCGGCUGCAGCAGCAGGAGCUGAGAGAGAAGCGAGCACAGGAGGUUGACACCACGGUUCCCAACUAUGAGAUCCUGCAGAUGAUCCGAGAGUUCCGAGCCAGCCUUGACUACAGGCCCUUAACCACCGCUGACCUGAUUGAGGAGCAUCGGAUAUGCGUAUGUGUGAGGAAACGACCUUUGAACAAAAAAGAGCUCUCUGUGAAAGACCUAGAUGUGAUCACCAUUCCCAGUAAAGACGUUGUCAUGGUCCACGAACCCAAGCAGAAAGUGGAUCUGACUCGAUUUCUGGAGAACCAGACGUUCCGUUUCGAUUUUGCCUUUGAUGAAAGUUCAACAAAUGAAAUGGUUUACAGGUUUACGGCCAGGCCUCUCGUGGAGACCAUAUUUGAACGGGGAAUGGCAACCUGUUUCGCCUAUGGACAAACAGGAAGUGGAAAAACACACACCAUGGGAGGAGACUUCUCUGGAAAGAACCAGGAUUGCGCGAAGGGAAUCUAUGCGUUAGCUGCACGGGAUGUGUUUCUAAUGCUGAAGAAACCCAAUUACAAGAAGCUGGACCUUCAAGUGUAUGCAACCUUCUUUGAAAUCUACAGUGGAAAGGUGUUUGACCUGUUGAACCGCAAGGCCAAGCUGCGCGUGCUGGAGGACGGCAAGCAACAGGUGCAGGUGGUUGGGUUGCAGGAGAGGGAGGUGCGCUGCACUGAGGACGUCCUCAAGCUCAUCGAGGUCGGAAACAGCUGCAGGACAUCGGGUCAGACGUCUGCCAACGCCCACUCGUCCCGUAGCCACGCCGUCUUCCAGAUCAUCCUGCGCCGGAAAGGCAAGAUGCACGGCAAGUUCUCCCUCAUCGACCUGGCGGGGAACGAGCGGGGGGCAGACACCUCUAGCGCCGACCGCCAGACGCGCCUAGAGGGCGCAGAGAUCAACAAGAGCCUACUUGCACUGAAGGAAUGUAUUAGGGCCCUGGGACGCAACAAACCGCACACGCCUUUCAGAGCCAGCAAACUCACCCAGGUGCUCCGAGACUCUUUCAUCGGGGAGAACUCGCGGACAUGCAUGAUUGCGACCAUCUCUCCUGGCAUGGCAUCCUGUGAAAACACUCUGAAUACCCUGCGCUAUGCCAACAGGGUGAAGGAGCUGACGGUGGACCCCAACGCGGUGGUGGUGGAGAGCAGCAGCCGGCCCAACAUUCACGCCGUGAGCCAGCUGGACCUGAUGGACGAGGAGUGGGACAACAGCAACUCCCCGCAGAGGGACGACCUCAAGCUGCUCUGCGAGCAAAACGAGGAGGAGGUGUCUCCCCAGCUCUUCACCUUCCACGAGGCCGUGUCUCAGCUGGUGGAGAUGGAGGAGCAGGUGCUGGAGGAUCACAGGAUCGUCUUCCAGGAGUCCAUCCGGUGGCUGGAGGAGGAGAAGGUCCUGAUGGACAUGACUGAAGAGGUGGACUACGACGUGGAUGCCUACUCCUCCCAGCUGGAGCAGAUCCUCGACCAACGGAUUGACAUCCUAGUUGAACUUAGAGAUAAAGUGAGAUCGUUCCGCUCCGCACUACAAGAAGAAGAACAAGCCAGUAAGCAGAUCAACCCCAAGAGGCCCCGUGCUCUGUAGUAACCAGUGAUUUGGAGAGACCCAGAUUUGUGUUUCUGAGCAUGUGCAUUGUCAUGCCACGCUCAAGAACGCGGCACUAGAUUAGGCAAGAACACACGGAGCUCAGUUUUUCAAACAAUAAUGUAACAGAAACAGAAGACAGAAAAAAAUGAGAGCCGUGAUCCUUUCAGCCUUCUCGUAGUUUCGUUUUACCGAUAGACAGUCAGUGUUCAUUUUCUACAUUCAUGUGACCCGUAUGAGCAGUUUGGUGGGGAGUUACAGUGCACACAGCGUGAAAGGCUUCCCUUGUACAAGUGCGGAUUCAUGAUGGUCGUCGACAGUUUUGUUUUUUAAUAUUUUAGUUUUUUGUUCUUUUAUUUAUUUCUUUUCAAUGUUUUUGUCUUCUCAAUAUGGAUGUUUACUUGGUCAAGUGGAUACCUCCCUUCCGUUCUGUCUUUAGUUGUUUUUAGUUGUACCUCCCGAUAUGUUGAAAGUUCUUUAUUUUUCUGAAAAUCAGUUUUUAAGCAGGCUUUCAUCACUGAUAACCAUGUUUUGCUGGCAUCACACGGAAUGUUCGCGCUCACUCUCAGUUCUUUUUCCAGCUCCUGCGUUCCUUCACUACAGUUUUUUUGUUUUGUUUUGUUUCUUUUGGUUGUACGUCAGAUGGCAGGUUAGCAAUGCUGCUUUCUGUUGAGGUGAACGACUUGCACUUUUCCUGUUCCCCCCCCUUUGUUAGGUUUCUUCAUUACUCCUCACCUAUGACUCGUCAUCUGUAGUUGUUUGGGUUUUUGUGCCAUAUCAAAAAAGAUGAGGUGGCUAACAAGUUCUCACCAAACUACUAGUCCCUUUCACGUAGUACUGUUUAUGACGUUCACACCACUAAAAAGACUUUUGUGAAAUAUGACAACCAUGGGUAAAAUUACGAACUAUUCCACAUUACUCUGAAGCAUUUGCACCAAAUGUUUUGGUGGCUAAAUAAAGACUGAUUUGACAUGA